AUGUUGGUCAUUUUGUAUUUUUCUUCUUCUUCUAAACAAUCAGCACUUCCUGCCAAAAAGGUAAACAGUCGAAGUCAGUCCCGUUUGACAACAAUCACCUGUGCCGAUUCCUCAGACAACAAAACAUCACCUCACCAACAAGUUGACAAAAGUAUUAAUAUUCGCUUCAGCUUGGCCUCAGCAAGUUCCUGGAGUAAAGGUUAUGCCAGCAUUCACGGUGGACAUACCGAUUCAGACCGGGAAGAAAUACUCAAGAAAUGUGUUCGGUUAUUACAGUCAUCCAAGAGAUCAAUAAACCAAGAAGAUACGAGGAAGUCAGAGGGAACAUGUGACUACAGUUUGCUUUUUUACGGAUCGAAUGGUGUCCAUUCAAACAACAGCAAAGUGACUGCAAAAACGCGCCUGGGGACACGCCCACUUAACAAGAAGCAACCGACGACAUUGGACGACGUACAAGCGCCUAAAAUUCCUAAUCUGGAACCAAGCGACACAGAGGAAGAGAAAGAGCUGCUCCAAACUGUCACGCAUUGUAAAACAACUGUAAUACAUUAUAAAUCUGGGCGCGUUGCGAUUGUGCGCUUCCAAGUCGUCAGUUGCCUCGGUAACUGUAACCACCCCGCGUGCUAUUCUACCUUGGUCUUCGAUGACGUUCCGGGUAGCAAGGUGCUUCUCGCUUUUCAACCAGACGGUACCGGUUGUUGUCAUUUUAAGAACGGUCAGAUCAAGUAA
Molecule: messenger RNA, 729 nt
Organism: Acanthosepion pharaonis
Lineage: Eukaryota; Metazoa; Mollusca; Cephalopoda; Sepiida; Sepiidae
Source: the annotation of a GenBank genome assembly